Messenger RNA from Nematostella vectensis (starlet sea anemone), 1059 nucleotides. RefSeq names its product chymotrypsinogen B. Gene Ontology annotation, biological process: proteolysis. The coding region runs from base 87 to 992 and encodes 301 amino acids. Gene Ontology annotation, molecular function: serine-type endopeptidase activity. NCBI's taxonomy places the organism in Eukaryota, Metazoa, Cnidaria, Anthozoa, Actiniaria, Edwardsiidae. The record is from RefSeq and is a predicted model, not a curated record. The transcript has 7 exons.
GCAGCUUGCAGGUGAAACACUAUGAGCAAGCAUAUAAUAAAGCAUGAAGCUCUACCUCGAGCACAAUCGCUUCAAACCAUUGAACGAUGUACACCCUACUUCUAGCACUUGCCCUGUUAGGGCCAAGCUUCAUAGAUGCGUGUGGAAAGCGCCCUUAUGGCACGUCGCGAGUGGUGAAUGGCGACAACGCGCAGCAACAUUCGUGGCCAUGGCAGAUCAGUCUGCGAGUCAACGGUCGACACAUCUGCGGGGGGUCCCUGAUCGCGAAAGACUGGGUCGUGACUGCUGCACAUUGCGUUGACAGGAACCCCACACCCAGCGGCUACACUGUUGUUGUAGGUGCGCAUCACCGCACUGGAAACACACCUGUUCAAAAUACCUUCCGACUCAAGCAACUCUUCAAGCACGAGCAGUUCAGCAUGCGUCACUUGAAAAACGACAUAGCACUUCUUCAGCUCCAUGAACCGGUCAAGGCCAGUGACAAAGUCAACACCGUCUGUCUACCUAGCUCGGGAAGCCGCGCGCAGGCUGGGGCGAGGUGUUAUAUUACAGGAUGGGGGCGUACGGUGGGCGGUGGCUCGGCUGCCGGUAUUCUCCAACAAGCCAUGCUUCCCGUUGCUGGUGACUCCGAUUGCCAGAGAACGAAUGGAAGACUCGUCCCCGUGGACUCGACGAGCAUGAUCUGCGCCGGUGGACAGGGGAAAGGCGGUUGCCAAGGCGACAGCGGUGGCCCGUUCGUGUGUGAAGAGGGUGGCAAAUGGGUACUUCGAGGCGCGGUCAGCUGGGGCCAUUCCAUGUGCAGAACAGAUCACUACACCGUAUUCGCUCGCAUCAGCAACUUUGUUAGCUGGAUUAACGGCAAGAUGGGCGGAGGUGGCGGAGGUGGAGGAUCUUGUGCGGAUAGGCACCAAAGAUGCAAAUACUGGAAAAGAUAUUGUAGCUGGCAUCGUUAUGUUCGACAAGCCUGCAAGAAGACCUGCAAACUUUGUUAAGAGGUUCUAUCAAGAUUUCCCCUGGUAAUCCCUAUUUGAAAAAUUGAAAUAAACAGAAAGCAACACA